Lacerta agilis (Sand lizard) is the source of this 1655-nucleotide messenger RNA. RefSeq names its product docking protein 2 (gene DOK2). Bases 18 to 1559 code for a protein of 513 amino acids. Gene Ontology annotation, cellular component: cytoplasm. The transcript has 6 exons. Gene Ontology annotation, biological process: positive regulation of MAPK cascade; cell surface receptor protein tyrosine kinase signaling pathway. Lineage: Eukaryota; Metazoa; Chordata; Lepidosauria; Squamata; Lacertidae. The record is from RefSeq and is a predicted model, not a curated record.
ACUCCUCCUCCUUGACCAUGGAAGAGACAGUGGUGAAGAAAGGCUUACUCUACCUGCUCCAGCACCAGACCUUUGGGAAGAAAUGGCGGAAGUUCUGGGCUGUCCUGUAUAGGGAAAGCGCCUGUGCCCCGGCCCGCCUUGAGCUCCUGGAGUCCGCUGAGAAAGCCAAGAAAGGAGAGAACAGCCGACGCCUCAUCAAGCUGGAGGACUGUGUGCAGGUGGCUGAGGCAGGCGGAGAGACCGGCAGCCCCAAGGAGACGGCGGCUUUCUUCCUGGAGACCACUGAGAAAUGCUACCUGGUGGCUGCCGAGAGGGCUGAGGCGGAGGCCUGGAUCCUGGAGCUGUGCAAGCAUGCUUUCACUAGAAGCACAGAAGACUGGAAAGUGAUGCUGGAGAAGGAACUCCUGAAGGGCAAGGCCACGUCUCCCCCUGCUCUCUCCAUGGCAGAGAAUUCCCUGUACAGCACCACCUGCAAAGCCGCUGAGAGGCAGUUUCCCGUGGCCGUGAGGGCAACAGAGGCCUCUGAGCGCUGUCAGAUCUGGGGCAUCUUCCUUCUCUGUGCCAAAGCGGAUGCCUUGGAGCUGCGUGACACGCAAGCGGGGGAAGUGAUCUACACCUGGCCGUACAAGUUCCUGCGGAGAUUCGGCCAUGACAAGGUAAUGGCUGUGGGGUGUUUGUCUCCGAAUGCCCAGAGUCCUUCUCUUCCCAAAUCUCAGGGAAGGAACCAUGCAGAGGAAGCCAUCUUCUCAUUUGAAGCUGGGCGGAGGUGUGCCUCUGGCGAAGGCAGCUUUGAAUUUGCCACCAAGCAGGGCAGCGAGAUCAUCCAGGUCAUUGAAGCUGCCAUCAAUGCUCAGAGGAACUCCACCAGUGCAUCUUCAGGCGCCGCCCUUCUUGCCGGGGCCGCCAGUCCAGCCAAGCCUGACGACGGUUCCCAGGGGGGGGAAGCCACAGUGCUGGUGGAAGGGCAGUCGUUCCGUGCUGCAGGCACCAAAUCCCUCUCCUUCGAGUCCACUUGGCAAGGAAGGCCAGCGAAGGGCAGGUUAGUCAAGCCCACAGCCAGCUGCCCCCUCUCCAGCACCAACUGCCCCUACACGGAGGGGUCUGAUGCCCAUCCCAGGCGAGAACCCCAGCAGGGAUCAAUGUCUGAGUACGCAGAGCCAUUUGACGCCAUCUCCAAGUCGCCGGGAAGCUCAGGUGGCAGCUGUUUCCCCCUGCCUAGCACCGAGGAGCCACCGGGGGCAGCGGGCUUGCAUGCCAGGACCAGAGGGUUGGGCUUGUCACCUGCCUCUCUGGGGCUGCACCACAUCUAUGAUGACCCAGAAGGUCUGGCCCACCUGGUGUACGACGAGCCCCAGGAGUUCACAGGGGACGCCUGGAAGGUGCAGGCCACUCCCGAGGACCCUGUCGGCCACGAAUACCCCUACAACCCAAGCUUGGACGACUACUCUGUGCCUAAGAUGGUGGCAGCGUAUGCCCCCGUGCAAGAUCAAAAUGGGCUUGGAGAAAGUGCAUAUGAUCAGGUGAUCUUGAGCCUCAAGAACAAGAAAAAUGCACAGUGAAAGGAGAGGAUGGGUGGGUGGAAUGAAUGAAUGAAUGAAUGAAUGAAUGAAGGGGGUGGAUGGGAAAUGAGAGGAUCGCUUUGUUUAAUUGGUUGG